Messenger RNA from Branchiostoma floridae (Florida lancelet), 978 nucleotides. Its product is annotated as zinc finger protein 678-like. The annotation marks the transcript as partial. Gene Ontology annotation, molecular function: DNA-binding transcription activator activity, RNA polymerase II-specific; RNA polymerase II cis-regulatory region sequence-specific DNA binding. The transcript has a single exon. The record is from RefSeq and is a predicted model, not a curated record. Gene Ontology annotation, cellular component: nucleus. Lineage: Eukaryota; Metazoa; Chordata; Leptocardii; Amphioxiformes; Branchiostomatidae. Gene Ontology annotation, biological process: regulation of transcription by RNA polymerase II.
AUGCGGACUCACACAGGUGAGAAACCUUACAAAUGUGAGGAGUGCAGCAGGCAGUUCAGUCAACUGGGCAGUUUGAUAAAACACAUGCGAACUCACACAGGUGAGAAACCCUACAAAUGUGAGGAAUGCAGCAGGCAAUUCAAUCAGCUGGGUCAUCUGAAGAGACACAUGCGGACUCACACAGGGGAGAAGCCUUACAAGUGUGAGGAGUGCAGCAAGCAGUUCAGUGUGCUGGGUGUUCUAAAAUCUCACAUGCGGAUUCACACAGGGGAGAAACCCUACAGGUGUGAGGAGUGCAGCAGACAGUUCAGUUUAUUUCAUAAGCUCAAACGUCACAUGCGGACUCACACGGGAGAGAAACCCUACAUGUGUGAGAAGUGUAGCAGACAGUUCAGUCAUGUGUGUGCUAUGAACAAACACAUGCGGACUCACACAGGUGAAAAACCCUACAUGUGUGAGAAAUGCAGUAGGCAGUUCAGUCAGCUGGGUGCUCUGAAAAGUCACAUGCUGACUCACACAGGGGAGAAACCCUAUCAGUGUGGUGAGUGCAGCAGGCAGUUCAGUGAGCUGAGUAAUCUGGAGAGACACAUGCGGACUCACACAGGAGAAAAACCCUACAGGUGUGAGCAAUGCAGUAGGCAGUUCAGUCACAUGGAAAAUUUGAAGACUCACAUGAGGACUCACACAGGUGAGAAACCCUACGAAUGUGAGGAGUGCAGCAGGCAGUUCAGUGACCUGGGUAAUCUGAAGACUCACAUGCGGAGUCACACAGGGGAGAAGCCUUACAGAUGUGAGGAGUGCAGCAGGCAGUUCAAUGAGCUGGGCAGUCUCAAGAAACAUAUACGAACUCACACAGGCGAGAAACCCUACAGGUGUGAAGAGUGCAGCAGGCAGUUCAGUGAGCUGGGUAAUUUGAAGAAACACAUGCGGACUCACACUGGGGAGAAACCCUACAGAUGUGAGGAGUGCAGCAGGCAG